Molecule: messenger RNA, 1496 nt
Organism: Closterium sp. NIES-67
Lineage: Eukaryota; Viridiplantae; Streptophyta; Zygnematophyceae; Desmidiales; Closteriaceae
Source: the annotation of a GenBank genome assembly
UCUCAGUUUCGACUUCAGUUUCUGGUUCAUGCUGAUUGCAGGCCUUUGCCCUCAGUGUAACAAGACUCCAGACCAGACCGCCACCUCUGAUAGUCAACCUGUUUCCUAAGGAGGUGUCAUUUGACCUGUCCUUAGGAGGUGUCCUGUCCUUACGAGGUGUCCUGCAACUUGCGACUGAACUUUUCUCCACCCGCGAACAGUACUGCUUCCGCCGAUGGCGGAGCCUCGAGCGCAUAACGCUCCGCGAACACCCGCGGAAUCGUGCCUCAGGGGGCUCGCUAUGGCGGAGCUAGCUGGAGCCGCAGGCUUCGCAUCUGCGGAACCUUCGCACGCUGUGUCUUUAGGGAUGCCUGAAAAUACUUCCCGAUCUGGACGCACGCUGUGCUCUCAGUGUCAGCAGGAGCCCGCUAAGUACAGGUGUCCUGGCUGCGCUGCUGCCACGUGUAGCGUGCCCUGCGUUAAGGCGCACAAAGCGGCGAACGGGUGCACGGGGAAGCGGAACCGGGCAGAGUUUGUUCCUAUAGCGAAGUUCGACGAUAACCAGCUAGUGUCAGACCUGCGUUUCCUGGAAGAUGCGUUGGUGCAGUAUGACGUGGCGAAGCGCACGCGGAUGACGCUAGGGGUCCGAUAUGAGGCACAGGUGUGGGCAAGCACUGGCACCGCAUGCAGGAGACGGCACGACAGAGGGGCGUGCAGCUGCUGCUGAUGCCCCCAGGCAUGUCCAAGCGCAAGGCCAACAAAACGUACUUCCAACACAGGAAACGGUGUAUCAUGUGGCAUGUGCGAUGGCAGUUCGCAAUCCGGUCGAUUUGCAUCGAUGCCAAUAGUAGCAUCAACACCCAAGGCACCAGCAACACAACAAGCAGCAGCCGCAAGGGCGAUACCCCAGGCGACACAGCAAGUUUGCAGGGCCUAUCGCUCCCACAGUCAUCAAAGGCUGCAGCCUUUACCUCCACCGUGAUCCUCCUCCCAACCAUAGAUACCAUAGUUUCAGAAGAUGAGGCGCUGGUGGCAGCAGCAGAAGCAGCCCUGAGGCAAGCACUCAAGGCCCCCGCUGCAGCAGCAGCUUCAAAAGCAGCAGCAGCAACCGCAGCAGCAGCAGCAGCAGCACUGCCAACAAAAUCUGCAUCUGCGCCACCGGCUGUAGCGCCAGCAGUCUCUUUGGGAGAGGUGCUGCAGCGGCUGAGGCUGCAGCUAGAGGUGCCGCCUUCCCAGUUGUGUGAGCUGGAAACUAGCCAAACUCUUCGCACACAGCUUGCGGGACGCACGAUUUUAGAAUUCCCCACCAUUAGAGUUUCCUGCUUAGCCAAAGAUGAAGAUUCUGAAGAUGUAGGUGAUUCUGACGAGGAUGAAAGUGAUUCUGACGAGGAUGAUAGUAGUGAAGAGGAGGAUAGUGAAGAGGUCGACACGGGUGAGAAAGUGCAUUGUAAAAGCUGAGGAAAUAUGAACCAUCGUGUAUACGAGCAUUAUUUGUUAUGAAGAUUUGUUUCUUUAAG